AAAAAACUCCCCAAAACAACAUCCGUUUCCCCCCCAAUCGCACUGGUGGCGAUACCACGUUGUCAGAGGCUGGAGCGCUGCAGAGCUGCAACCCAUUCGUUAUCUGCGGCUCGGACUCUCUCUCUCCAUUCUUAUCCUGCUCUGUUGCGGGCUCGGUCUCCAUCGCUGCGGUAGACCAAAUCCAAAUCUCCCCGGCAACAACAUCAAAAUGCUGUUCAGAAAUUUGUGGCGCGCCGCGUUGACGGCAGCUGCGACCAUCGCAGCGUCGGCCCUUGCUGAUGAUGCCGCCAACCCCACCGGCCAGUCGACCUUCAUCUCUCCCGAUGGCACCCUCGCCUUCGCCUUCACCGUUCCCGACAACGGCAAUACAGACAUUUACUUCAGCCUACGCGUCUCUACAGAUCGCUCUUGGGGCGCCGUCGGCCUCGGCAGUGACGACAUGCCUGGCGCCCUGUUCCUCAUUCUCUACCGCAGCAAGAAUAAUCACGACAACGUUACCUUCUCCCCUCGUCUGGCAUAUGGCAACUACGAGCCCAAAUACUACCCCGACCUUAAAUUUGAAGUUCUUGACGGCACUGGCGUUCAGGAUGGCUUCAUGACCUUCAAUGCCGUCUGCCAUGAGCACUGUCGAAGCUGGCCAUCCGGCGGCACUUCCAAAGGCUACAUCGAUGUCUCGUCUCCAAACCAGCAAGCCAUUUACGCUCUGGGAGGCAAGGAGAGCUUCAGCGACGACGAGGUGGAUGCGAAUCUCAAGAUGCACAGCGAACAUGGCACUUUCACCAUUGAUAUGAAGAGAACACAGGGCCGAGCCGAUCUGCCUGUCCUCACCAAGGACUCUGUGUCUGAAGGCACGACGCUGAACAGCCGUUCUACAGGCAAUUUCGACUGGAAGGCCGCUGCACAUGCUGCCUUCAUGGUCUUUAGCUUCAUGCUCCUGAUUCCAACUGGCGCCAUUCUCAUUAGAAUAGAGAAGUUGGCCAAGUUUCACAAGUUCAACCAGACCUUUGCUCUAUGUCUUGUCCUUGCGGGCUUCGCCUUUGGAAUCUUGACAAGCUUCAACUAUCAGCGGUCUCGCGGAUUCCAUUCAUUGCACCAGGUCCUUGGUUUCCUCGUUAUCCUCCUCAUGUUCGUUCAAUUGGCCGCUGGUGUUCUGCAUCAUCUCAAAUGGCGAAAGACUAAGCAACCAACUACGUUUGGCAAGAUUCACCUCUGGAACGGGAGAAUCGUCAUGAUUCUUGGCGCAGCCAACGGCUACAUCGGAUUCGGUUUUGCUCUCGAUCGCAAAUACGCCCUCAUCGUCCUCGGAAUCGUCUUCGUGUUGGUCAUGUGCGCCUUGGGAUACAUCAUCUGGGGAGCCAAGCGCCAGAUGCCUCGCCGUCAGCAAGGUCCCUCUGGCUUCGAGGGCCUAAACCACAGCUACCAGCAGCAGCACCCAGAGCCAUGGCGGAGUACCAGCUACUCGGCAACCGUUACCGCUGCACCAGCGUAUCCCCACGACCCCCCUCCGGGAUAUGAAGCCCCAUCGGCACAGAUUGGCCUUCAAAAUGCUACGUCGUGGAAGGGCAACACUCCUGGAGGACGGGACAGCUAUGAGGACGAGCCUCUGAAUCUAGGGUCAAGUCAGAAACCAAGAGAAUUUACAUGAAUAUGCAUUUUGGACUGCAAAUACGGCGUUGGAGGAAUACGGAUAUGAACAAUGGAUAUUAAUGAAAUAAGAGGCCAAGUUGUUUUAUGUCUAAUGAGAGAAGUUAUGGGUUACC
Trichoderma virens Gv29-8 is the source of this 1760-nucleotide messenger RNA. RefSeq lists its product as uncharacterized. The coding region runs from base 209 to 1645 and encodes 478 amino acids. NCBI's taxonomy places the organism in Eukaryota, Fungi, Ascomycota, Sordariomycetes, Hypocreales, Hypocreaceae. The record is from RefSeq and is a predicted model, not a curated record. The transcript has 4 exons.